Molecule: messenger RNA, 450 nt
Organism: Quercus lobata
Lineage: Eukaryota; Viridiplantae; Streptophyta; Magnoliopsida; Fagales; Fagaceae
Gene: NF-YB4
Product: nuclear factor Y, subunit B4
Exons: 1
Coding region: 1-450 (149 amino acids)
Biological process (GO): regulation of transcription by RNA polymerase II
Cellular component (GO): CCAAT-binding factor complex
Molecular function (GO): protein heterodimerization activity; DNA-binding transcription activator activity, RNA polymerase II-specific; RNA polymerase II cis-regulatory region sequence-specific DNA binding
Source: RefSeq, a predicted model, not a curated record
AUGGAUGAUGAGCAAGAAAGAUUGUUUCCAAUUGCAAACGUGGGUAGGAUCAUGAAGCAAAUCCUUCCCCCAACAGCAAAGAUUUCCAAGGAAGCCAAACAAACUAUGCAAGAAAGUGCAACUGAGUUCGUAAGUUUUGUCACAGCAGAGGCAUCUGACAAGUGUCACAAAGAGAACAGAAAGACUGUCAAUGGGGAUGACAUCUGUUGGGCUUUGAGUACUCUAGGUUUUGAUAACUAUGCUGAGGCUAUAGUACGGUACUUAUAUAAAUAUAGACAGGCUGAAAGGCUAAAAGCUAAUCAAAACAAAGGUAAUAGUACUCCUGACAACCAUGAAGAAGAAUCAAACUAUAGAAGUGGAGGUCAACAUGGGAGGCAAACUGAGCUUCCUAUCCCAUUAGAGUUUAGAGUUAUGGAGAGGGGUGACAACUCUCAAGCAAGACCAUCUUGA